Molecule: messenger RNA, 3120 nt
Organism: Nerophis lumbriciformis (worm pipefish)
Lineage: Eukaryota; Metazoa; Chordata; Actinopteri; Syngnathiformes; Syngnathidae
Gene: mtmr2
Product: myotubularin related protein 2
Biological process (GO): phosphatidylinositol dephosphorylation
Cellular component (GO): membrane; cytoplasm
Molecular function (GO): phosphatidylinositol-3-phosphate phosphatase activity; phosphatidylinositol-3,5-bisphosphate 3-phosphatase activity
Source: RefSeq, a predicted model, not a curated record
GGGAAAAGAUGGCAGCUUCCUUUUGUGGUAGGGGAUUUACAAUACUCUUAGCGGAGGAUUAGGCAUAUUUUCCAGAGCAUACACAGGUCUCCAUUACAGACUUGGAUGAUCUAAUAUCGACAGAGGAGAAGUUUGUGCCGAAGAACAUGGAGAAGUCCGGCAGCAUCGACAGUUUGGGCUCGAAGCAAUCCUCUUCUCGACAACCGAGUGUCGAAUCAUUGGCCAGCUCUUCCACUUCUCGCUCUGACCGUUCGGCACAGUCUAAACCCCCUUCUGCCCUUUCCUCUGACUCUGUGGCUGCAGAGUUCUCCCCAGAGAUCAGGGUAAAGACCAAAACUCAUACAAAGGUUCUUAGAGAUUCUGAUAAAGGGGAACCACUGCUACUUCCAAAUGAGACUGUGCAAGAUAUGGCCCAAGAUGUCACCUAUUUUUGUCCUUUCACUGGAGCACUGCGUGGAAUUGUCACAGUUACCAACUACAGACUGUUCUUCAAAUGCAUGGACAGGGAUCCCUCUUUUGUGUUGGAUUUGCCUCUUGGGGUUGUGAGUCGUAUUGAGAAGAUUGGCAGUGCGUCAAGCCGCGGUGACGUAUCCUAUGGACUAGUGUGUAAGGAUAUGCGCAAUUUGCGAUUUGCUCACAAACAAAUGGAUGACACGCUCCGGAAGUCAAUUUUUGAGGUGUUGAUGAAAUUUGCGUUUCCUGUUUCCAACGGGCUGAAAAUAUUUGCCUUUGAGUAUGGACAAGUGUUUCCUGAGAAUGGAUGGAAGGUGUAUGACGCAGUCUCUGAAUACAAAAGACAGGGAAUUCCCAAUGAAAGUUGGAGGGUUACAAAAGUAAACGAUCAUUACGAGCUGUGCGACACCUAUCCAUCAACUCUGGUAGUCCCCGUCAACAUUCCUGAUGAGGAACUGAAGCGGGUAGCGGCCUUCCGGGCAAAGGGAAGGAUGCCUGUGCUGUCAUGGAUUCAUCCAGAGAGUCAGGCAACCGUUACACGCUGCAGUCAGCCCAUGGUUGGAGUAAACGGCAAGCGUAGCAAGGAGGAUGAAAAAUACCUGCAAACCAUUAUGGAUGCCAAUGCCCAGUCACAUAAACUCUUCAUUUUUGAUGCUAGGCCCAGUGUCAAUGCUGCUGCUAACAAGAUGAAAGGUGGCGGGUAUGAAAGCGAGGACGCUUAUCAAAAUGCUGAGUUAGUGUUUUUGGAUAUUCACAACAUCCAUGUAAUGAGAGAGUCACUCCGCAAGCUGAAGGAUAUUGUUUACCCCAACAUUGAGGAUUCUCACUGGCUUUCCAAUCUGGAGUCCACCCACUGGCUUGAGCACAUCAAGUUGAUUCUCGCAGGAGCGCUGCGUAUUGCAGACAAGGUAGAAUCCGGCAAAACGUCUGUGGUGGUGCACUGCAGUGACGGCUGGGACCGAACGGCACAGCUGACCUCAUUGGCCAUGCUCAUGCUGGACGGUUACUACCGCACCAUUCGUGGAUUCCAGGUGUUGCUCGAGAAGGAAUGGCUGAGCUUUGGCCACCGCUUUCAGCUGCGUAUCGGCCAUGGCGAUAAGAACCACACAGAUGCAGAUCGCUCACCUGUUUUCAUUCAGUUCAUUGACUGUGUCUGGCAGUUGACUCACCAGUUUCCUGCAGCUUUUGAGUUUAACGAAUACUUUCUGGUGACCAUCUUGGACCAUCUGUACAGCUGCCUGUUUGGGACAUUCCUGUGUAACAGCGAACAGCAGAGGAUGAAGGAAGAGGUUCCAAAGAGAACAGUGUCUUUGUGGUCGUACAUCAACAGUCAGCUGGAGGAGUUCAGCAAUCCUUUGUAUGUGAACUUCUCCAACCAUGUACUGUUCCCUGUAGUCAGCUUGCGCCACCUGGAGCUCUGGGUAGGCUACUACAUACGUUGGAACCCUCGCAUGAGGCCUCAAGAACCUGUUCAUCAGCGCUACAAGGAACUGCUAGCCAAACGUGCAGAGCUGCAGAAGAGAGUGGACGAGCUGCAGCGAGAUGUGACCAAUCGCUCAGCAUCUUCUUCCUCUGAUAGGGCGGGCUCCCCAACGCGGUCCAUCACCCCAGUUCAGACCUUCGUUUGACCACACUUCUGCCUGAUAGAGGUUGGCAUAUAGUCCACAUAUAAUGAUUUCAAAUCCUGUGCACCAAACUGUCUCUCGGGUAAAAAAAUGUGUGCUUAAAGUCUUGCUAAUAAUCUAGUAAAACUCAAAAGUGUGCUUCCAAUGGUGUGUGUACAAAUAUCUACAAAUACUUAGCAUCAUUUAUUAGAUUGACUGACCGCCGAUCAGUAUUGUUAGAUUUUGGAUAUACUAAAAUAUUAAUCUUGUAACAUAUUUAUGCAGUGUUGCUUGCCACUAAUACAUUUGGCACUACCUUUUUGCCGGCAUUAAUGAAUUGCGAUAGCUCUGCUUCUUAACUCACCUCAUGCAUACCAGGUCUGCCAGAGAGUAAGAAGACGUAGCAGGAAGGAGGUAACGCAAAAGUGUUGCCAUUAAUGCUAUAUUAUUUAAUAAGUAUUUUGACCCCUCAAGAUUGUUUAUCCCAAAAAGCGACUAGCAACAAAUCUAGCAACUUUUUCGAGUCUAAUUGGACCCUUUUGGAGAAUCUAACAUGAAAUCACCAAUCGCUCUUCUCAACGAGAAUCGGGUCUUGCUGUGGACCACCAUCCCAUCUCACAGCCCUCACAAGCAGCCCUGUCUUGCCUGUGAGUCUUUGACAUAAAAAAAAAAAAAAAAAAAAACAAGCGACAAAAGAAAGCUUUGUAGUAUUUUUAAACACAUUUGUUUUUUGUUUUUUUUGUCACUUGUCUCUACCGCAGACAAAUUUACAUGCACAUGUGUCAUCAUGACCUGUUGUGCAAAUUAGAUAAUGAUGUCAUCUAAAUUAUAUUUGUUUUGUGUCUUUAACACUAAAUUGCAGUUGGGGAAUUUUGCCUAUCGUUCGAAAUCAUAAUGAAAGACAUGAGGGAUGUAUUUCUUUUUAAUGCAUUUUAAAUAGUAAAUAAAUGUGAUCAGAAAGUCAGCUUACAAUGGCACCUAUGGAAGCCACUGAAUACUGCCUAUAAAGCCCUUAAAAAACAUCCAAACACCUCCAUUAAGGUUAUAUAUAUAUAUAUAUAUA